GUAAAUAGAAGCAUUCUAUCAGUUCUCAGUUCUUCUCAAAGGUGAUUGGGGAUGUCUGAUCCCUAGAAGGCAGCUAUGAAAGGUCUCAGCAUGCUGAUAGCGCCGCUGUUCAUCGUUGUCCCGUUGGUGGCCACUCAUCCGGCGACUCCCGGUCCGAGAGAGAAGGUCGUGCAUGUAUCUGGUACCGCGAAGCUGAAUUGUCCCCGCGGCAGGGAGGCGAGGAAGAGCAUGCUGCUCGUGGAGCUCCGCUGGUACCGGAACGAUCAACUGUUCAUGACGAAGCGAACCAGAAGUGACAUGGCCGACUUCACGACCCGUGACCCGAGGACCUCUCUCCAGAGAAACAGGCUGGUGAUCCGGAACUCACGUCCGUCAGACGCCGGCAACUACGGCUGCCACGUGAUCUGGCCGUUGCCGGAACGGUGGCAGAACUACAGCCUCCAGGUCACCAGAGUCGACUAUGACGACAGCUACAGAGACGACUACGGCGACGAGCCGGCCGAGCGGGACAGCGGCAGCGUGGAGGAGGUCACGGACCUCUGCGCUGCCGUCGAGCCCGGUGCCACGCCUGGGACAAACGGCUCAUUGGUGCCACGCGCGCCCCAUUUCGACGAGAUAGCCCGGCUGCGCCGGCUGGAGGUGGUGCUCGCCGGCAGCCCGGUCACCUUGCGCUGUCCCGGCCAGAGGUGCCGCACGUAG
This is a messenger RNA of Pollicipes pollicipes, 699 nucleotides long. RefSeq lists its product as uncharacterized. The record is from RefSeq and is a predicted model, not a curated record. NCBI's taxonomy places the organism in Eukaryota, Metazoa, Arthropoda, Thecostraca, Pollicipedomorpha, Pollicipedidae. Bases 76 to 699 code for a protein of 207 amino acids. The transcript has 5 exons.